AGUUGCUAGGGCGCGUGGAGCAGACGAAGGAGGGGAGAAGUGAGGUAAACAAGUGGUGGGGACGAACUGUCUCCCUCUUGUGUCCAAAUUUGGCAACUAACGACGAGUUUGAAGACCUAAAGGAUACUUGACAGAUUCAACUGGCAACAGCUCAGAGGAGGCAGGCUAUGCUACUUUAGGAUGGAUUCAGGCCUCGGGGAAUUUGGGCCGUUGCUUCUCCCUGGAUACGAGGACCUGCAUGUCCUCAAACGUUGGGUGGUUCCCUGCCUCCGCCUGAAAGGCCAUCUGGUAUUCUGGCGCAGACUCUCCUGGAGGGAAAAGGUCGGUACACCUCAUGAAGGUCUCCCAGUAGAUCAAGCCCAGCGCGUACAUAUCAACCUGCUUCAGCGCCGACUCGCAGUCCCUCAAGUUCACCGCACCCUCCAGCACCUCCGGAGCCAUGUACCGGAUGGUCCCCACCUGGAAACCAAGGCGAGGCAGAUCGGUUGUGCCGUGGUCGGGCUGGGCGUGGCCAAAUACUCCGUGAAGUUGACGUUGCACAUGUCGCUGCCGCAGCAGCAGAAGUGGUACGUCCCAUUCUGGAUCUGCGGGGGAAGAUUAGUCACAAGGCAGCGGUCAUCUUGGCAGCCCUGAUGGUCGCCCAGGAAUGGCGGGAUAAAACUGCGUCAGUGUGCAUUUUACGCACGUCGGACAUCCUGGAGCGCAGGAUAUCAGCCUUCGUGCCGCCGCCUGAGACAGCCUUCGCAAAGUCUGCCCCUCCACAGUGCCUCUGUCUGUCUGUCUGAUGAAAGGAGGACCACAGGAUGGCUUCUGCUCCACCUGAGGCGAGGAAGUUCACCCGAGGGCUCAACAAACCGGGCACCGCGGCAGAGCUGAGGCAGAGUGUGUCAGAGGCUGUCAGGACGUCAGUGUUGGUGGUGAAGCCAAAGGUGAUCGAGCCUCUGGACUACGAGAAUGUGAUCGUGCAGAGGAAGACGCAGAUCAUCAGUGAUGUUCUGCGGGACAUGCUGCAGUUCCCCACAGACGACUUCCAGAUCUCCACCCUGAGGCGCCAGGGCAGGACUCUGUUCUCCACUGUGCCGGAGACUGCUGAGAAAGAAGCUCAGUCGCUGUUUGUCCAAGAGUGCAUCAAAACCUACAAGUCUGACUGGCAUGUGGUCAAUUACAAGUAUGAGGAGUAUUCUGGAGACUUCCGCCAGCUCCCAAAUAAAGUGUUACGACCUGAGAAACUGGCAGCUCACCUGUUUGAGGUGGAUGAAGAUGUGGAAAAAGACGAGGACUCAGCCUCCCUGGGCUCACAGAAGGGAGGAGUGUCCAAACAUGGCUGGCUGUACAAAGGGAACAUGAACAGUGCAAUCAGUGUUACUAUGCGGUCCUUCAAGAGGAGAUACUUCCAUCUGGCCCAGCUGGGAGAUGGAUCCUACAACCUCAACUUCUACAAGGACGAGAACACCUCCAAGGAGCCCAAAGGCACCAUCUUCCUCGACUCAUGCAUGGGGGUUGUUCAGAACAGCAAGGUGCGUCGCUUUGCCUUCGAGCUGAAGAUGCAGGACAAGAGCACGUUCCUGCUGGCCGCAGACAGCGAGGCAGAGAUGGAGGAGUGGAUCGGCACUCUCAACAAGAUCCUCCACAGCAGCUUCGAACAGGCCAUGCAGGAGAAGAGGAAUGGAGACCUGCAUGAUGAUGAGGAGCUCGGGAAAGCAGACCUCUCCUCCGGAAGUUUUCAAGACAGCUUUCAGACUGCCAGAGACAUCGAGUCCAAAAUGAGGAGUGAAGCUCGCCUGAAGCUGUUCACACUGGACCCUGACACCCAGAAACUGGACUUCUCUGGUAUUGAGCCCGACGUGCGGCAGUUCGAGGAGAAGUUCGGGAAGAGAGUGCUGGUCAGCUGUAACGACCUGUCGUUCAACCUGCAGGGCUGUGUGGCAGAGAACGAAGAGGGACCCACGACUAAUGUGGAGCCGUUCUACGUCGUCCUCUCCCUCUUCGACGUCCAGAACAGCAGAAAGAUCUCCGCUGACUUCCACGUGGAUCUCAAUCACCCCUUAGUUCGCCAAAUGACAUCCGGCUCCGAUAACUCUCAGGACUUGCACAUAAACGGCGGCGGAGACGGCCCUCUUGCUGCUCACAGGCAGGCCAGCGGCCUCCAAGAGGGGGCUCUCAGGUACCCCAAACAGGGGGUGUUCUCUGUCACGUGCCCACAUCCCGAAAUCUUCCUGGUGGCGAGGAUUGAGAAGGUGCUGCAGGGAGGGAUCACUCACUGCACUGAACCGUACAUGAAGAGCUCAGACUCCACGAAGAUUGCUCAAAAGGUGCUGAAGAAUGCAAAGACAGCCUGCAGCAGACUGGGGCAGUACAGGAUGCCUUUCGCUUGGGCUGCAAGGCCCGUGUUCAAAGACGCGUCAGGAACUUUGGACAAAAGCACUCGCUUCUCUGCUCUCUACAGGCAGGACAGCAGCAAGCUGUCAGACGAGGACAUGUUCAAGCUGCUUACAGACUUCAGAAAACCGGAGAAGAUGGCCAAACUCCCAGUGCUGUUGGGAAACUUAGAUGUCACGAUUGACAGCGUUGCCCCCGAUGUCACAAAUUGCGUGACUUCCUCGUACAUCCCAGUGAGGAACUUCGAAGGCAACGGGCCCGGCAGCGCUCUCCUGGAGGUGGAGGAGUUUGUCCCGUGCAUCGCUAAGUGCUCUCAACCCUUCACCAUCUACAAGAACCACCUCUACGUGUACCCGAAACACCUCAAAUAUGACGGGCAGAAAUCCUUUGCUAAGGCGAGGAAUAUCUCUGUUUGCAUUGAGUUCAAGGAUUCUGAUGAGGAUGACGCCGUGCCGCUGAAGUGCAUCUACGGCCGUCCUGGGGGUCCUUUAUUCACGAAGCAGGCUCAUGCUGCCGUCCUGCACCACCAGCAGAACCCUGAGUUCUAUGACGAGAUAAAGAUAGAGCUGCCAACUCAGCUGCAUGAAAAGCAUCACCUUCUGUUCACCUUCUAUCACGUCAGCUGUGACAGCAACAGCAAGAAGAAAGACCUGGUGGAGACUCCAGUGGGCUCAGCCUGGCUGCCUCUGCUCAGGGACGGCAGAGUCAUCAUGAAUGAGCAGCAGCUGCCUGUCUCUGCAAAUCUGCCUGCUGGGUACCUGAGCUCCCAGGACGGUGGUAACAAGCACUCUGGCUCUGAAAUCAAAUGGGUAGACGGAGGAAAACCUUUAUUCAAAGUCUCCACUCAUCUUGUUUCUACAGUUUACACUCAGGAUCAGCACUUGCACAACUUCUUCCACCACUGUCAAAGCAUGGAGAUGUCAGAACAAGCUUUAGAGGGGGAGCUGGUGAAAUACCUGAAGAGUCUGCAUGCAAUGGAAGGUCACGUGAUGGUCAACUUCCUGCCCACCGUCCUCAACCAGCUCUUCUGUGUCCUCACAAGGGCGACGCACGAGGACGUGGCUGUCAACGUGACAAGGGUGAUGGUUCAUGUGGUAGCUCAGUGCCAUGAAGAGGGGCUUGAACACUAUUUGAGAUCUUACGUCAAGUUCGUGUUAAAGCCCGAGCCUUAUUCCUCCAACAACAUUAAAACAGUCCAUGAGGAGCUGGCUAAGGCCAUGACCGCCAUCCUCAAGCCCUCCACUGACUUCUUAACAAGCAACAAGCUGCUAAAGCACUCGUGGUACUUCUUUGAAGCCCUGGUAAAAUCCAUGUCUCAUUAUCUCAUCGAGAGCAGCAAAGUCAAGCUCACCAGAAACCAGCGCUUCUCUGCAUCCUUCUACCACGCGGCAGAGACUCUGGUGAAUAUGCUGAUGCCACACAUCACCCAGAAAUACAAGGACAACCUGGAUGCAGCUCGAAAUGCCAACCACAGCCUGGCCGUUUUUAUCAAGCGCUGCUUCACCUUUAUGGACAGAGGCUUCGUAUUCAAGCAGAUCAACAACUACAUGAACUGCUUUAUGCCUGGAGACCCAAAGACUCUGUAUGAGUUCAAGUUUGAGUUCCUGAAGGUCGUUUGCAACCACGAGCACUUCGUCCCUCUCAAUCUGCCCAUGCCCUUCGGAAAAGGCCGCAUUCAAAGAUUCCAAGAUCUGCAGCUGGACUACUCCCUGACGGACGACUUCUGUCGAAACCACUUCCUGGUGGGCCUCCUGCUGAGGGAGGUGGGCGGGGCUCUUCAGGAGUACCGAGAGAUCCGACAGAUCGCCAUCCAGGUGCUGAAGGGUCUGAUGAUCAAGCACACGUUCGACGAGCGCUACGCUGCAAAAAGCCAGCAGGCCAGACUUGCAACCCUCUACCUCCCUCUCUUUGGCCUGCUGCAGGAAAACGUCUACAGACUGGACAGCAAGGAGUCAGCUCCCUUCAGCAGCCACAGUCAUGCCCGGGACGACUCUCUGGUGCCGAACUCCAUGGUGACUCCUCAGAAACCUGGCAGCUGCAUCGAGAAUGCGCUCCACAAAGAUGUGUUUGGGGUCAUCUCUGGAACAGCCUCCCCUCACAGCUCCACUCCUAAUGUCAGCUCAGUUCAUCACGCAGACUCCAGAGGCUCUCUGGUGUCCACUGACUCUGGAAACAGCCUGCUGGACAAGAGCAGCGAUAAGACCAACUCCCUGGAGAAGAACCAGUGUGCGUCAGCUCUGGGCAGCUCUGUGCUGCGCUGCGACAAACUGGACCACGAUGAGAUCAAAAACCUGCUCAUGUGCUUUCUGCACAUCCUCAAGAGCAUGUCAGAGGAGGCCCUGUUUGCAUACUGGAACAAAGCUACACCCUCAGACCUGAUGGACUUCUUUACAUUGAUAGAAGUCUGCCUUCAUCAGUUUAAAUACAUGGGGAAGAGAUUCAUCGUCAGAGCGGGGAUCCUGCACGCCCGUCUGCAGCAGCUGGGGACUCUUGAGAACGCUCACACCUUCAACAACAUGUACCCUCAUUCAGAAGCAGACGUGAGCAGCCAGUGUCUCCUGGAGGCCAACGUGUCCACAGAGGUCUGCCUCACCGUCCUGGACACACUCAGCAUCUUCAUCAUGGGCUUCAAGACGCAGCUGAAUUCAGAUCUCGGUCACAACCCCCUGAUGAAGAAAGUGUUCCAGGUGCAUCUGUGCUUCCUGCAGAUCCCACAGUCCGAGGCCGCCCUCAAACAGGUCUUCACCUCACUCAGGACCUUCAUCUACAAGUUCCCCUUCACCUUCUUCGACGGCCGCGCCGACAUGUGUGCCUCUCUGUGCUACGAAAUCCUCAAGUGCUGUAACUCCAAGCUGAGCUCAAUCCGCAGCGACGCCGCGCAUCUUCUGUACUUCCUCAUGAAGAGCAACUUCGACAACACUGGGCGCAAGUCAUUCGUACGAACGCACCUGCAGGUGGUGAUCGCUGUCAGUCAGCUGAUUGCUGAUGUCAUUGGCAUCGGUGGGACCCGUUUCCAGCACUCUCUGUCCAUCAUUAACAACUGUGCCAACAGUGACAAAUCCAUCAAGCACACAGCGUUCCCGUCAGACGUGAAGGAUCUAACGAAGCGCAUCAGGACGGUGCUGAUGGCCACGGAGCAGAUGAAGGAGCACGAGAACGACCCGGAGAUGCUCGUGGACCUCCAGUACAGCCUGGCCAAAUCCUACACCAGCACGCCUGAGCUCCGCAAGACCUGGCUGGACAGCAUGGCUCGCAUCCACAAUAAGAAUGGAGACCUUUCAGAGGCAGCCAUGUGUUAUGUGCACGUCGCCGCCUUGGUCGCUGAAUAUCUGUGGAGGAAAGGCAUGUUCCGGCAGGGCUGCUCAUCUUUCCGCGUGACCACUCCCAACAUCGACGAGGAGGCGGCCAUGAUGGAGGACGUAGGGAUGCAGGACGUCCACUUCAAUGAGGAGGUGCUGUUGGAGCUGCUGGAGGAGUGCGCCGAUGGCCUGUGGAAGGCGGAGCGUUACGAGCUCAUCGCUGACGUCUACAGGCUCAUCAUCCCGAUCUACGAGCAGCGCAGAGACUUUGAGAAACUGACGCACCUGUACGACACCCUGCACCGUGCCUACACCAAAGUGAUGGAGGUGAUGCACAGUGGGAAGAGACUUCUGGGUACCUACUUCAGAGUGGCCUUCUUUGGACAGGGCUUCUUUGAGGACGAGGACGGGAAAGAGUACAUCUACAAGGAGCCAAAGUUCACCCCGCUGUCUGAGAUCUCGCAGAGGCUCCUGAAGCUCUACUCGGACAAGUUUGGGCAGGAGAACGUCAAGAUUAUUCAGGACUCCGGCAAGGUGAACCCAAAAGACCUGGACUCCAAAUACGCCUACAUCCAGGUGACCCACGUCACGCCCUACCUGGAUGACAAGGAGCUGGAGGACAGGAAGACCGACUUCGAGAAGAGCCACAACAUCCGGCGCUUUGUGUUUGAGACGCCGUUCACCGUGUCGGGGAAGAAGCAGGGCGGGGUGGAGGAGCAGUGUAAACGGAGGACCAUUCUUACCACCACCCACUGUUUCCCCUACGUGAAGAAGCGUAUCGCCGUCAUGUACCAACACCAGAUAGACCUGAGCCCCAUCGAGGUCGCCAUCGAUGAGAUGAGCGCCAAAGUGGCCGAGCUGCGCCUCCUGUGCUCGGCCUCUGAUGUGGACAUGAUCCGCCUGCAGCUCAAACUGCAAGGCAGCAUCAGCGUCCAGGUCAACGCAGGUCCCCUCGCUUAUGCAAGAGCCUUCCUCGAUGAUAGCAGUGCCAAGAAGUAUCCAGACAACAAAGUCAAGCAGCUCAAAGAGGUGUUCAGGCAGUUUGUGGACGCCUGCGGUCAGGGCCUGGGAGUUAACGAGCGUUUGAUCAAAGAGGACCAGCAGGAGUACCACGACGAGAUGAAGGCCAACUACAGGGACCUGGCGCGGGAGCUGUCGGACAUCAUGCACGAACAGAUAAAUCCAGUAGAAGACGGCACCAGAAACGCGCUGUCCGACUCAAUGGGUAUCUUCAACGCCAUCAGUGGCACGCCAUCCAGUGCCAACCCACAUGGCUCCACCACCAUCCUCUGAUACGGAGGUUUUCACACCAGACUCAUGCCUUCAUCACCACUUUGUUACUGAUUAAACUACCUGACAUGGGAAAGAGGAACGACACAUUUCUCAUCUUGAAGCGAUCAUAUGUUAGUACAUUUACGUCAUCACAGCGUUCCGCCUGUUUAUCUUGUUUCCUAUGGAGACUCCAGUUACACUCUUUGAAACCCGUGAUUCCACUUGUGGUCAGAUUGAGGUCAUAACUCCUUUUUGUAUACUUUUUAAAUAGCAUGAAAGGCGAGGUAAGGCAUAUUUGAUGACACAGCAAGUGUGUACCCAAUACUGUGACUUUCAACAGGAUGCUAUCUUAAAGGUCCUGGUGUCUUCAGCUCCACCCAAAGGAUGUUGCAACAAACGUGGGACUUCAGUAUUCACACAUGGCCAGAUUCUACAUCUUAUCUGUUUUGUACCUUUCAGGGCUUCUGUUUAUGUACAGCUUUGUAUGAGAGAUAAAUAAAUGAAUAGAUAAAAGCCACUGCUGCGAUCAUACACACACACACACACACACGUCCAUUUCUACAUUUAUAUUCUUUCCCAUCGCCGCCCUGUUACAGCAGAUGCAUCAGAGUUUAUCCUUCAUCUCUCUAUUUUAGGCAAACGGACGUGUAAAGAAUCAGUCUAAAGCCAAGUGAACCACAAUGUCUGAACCUAUUCUCUGUCAACAAACGUGUGCAAUAUUUUCUAUUAUUAUCAAGGCGACUCCUGCACAGAGCAAACACUCUCUGCCAAAGACUUCAGAAAGAGCAAUGCAAGACGAGGGUGCAACUAUUUUUAAUCCACCCCCCUUUGUCUCUCCGUCUGUCAUGUAGAUGCCUUUUAUUAUCCGUGAGGUCGAACGCAAGAGGAACAUUUUUACAUUAUGCUCAUGUAAAUAUGUUUAAGACAUAUAAAUAAAAACUCUGAUACCUUU
This is a messenger RNA of Notolabrus celidotus (New Zealand spotty), 7902 nucleotides long. RefSeq names its product dedicator of cytokinesis 9b (gene dock9b). The record is from RefSeq and is a predicted model, not a curated record. Gene Ontology annotation, biological process: positive regulation of GTPase activity; small GTPase-mediated signal transduction. Lineage: Eukaryota; Metazoa; Chordata; Actinopteri; Labriformes; Labridae. Bases 804 to 6971 code for a protein of 2055 amino acids. The transcript has 57 exons. Gene Ontology annotation, molecular function: guanyl-nucleotide exchange factor activity.